CCACCAAUCACAAGUGGAGUUUCCACUCCCGUCCCGCCCCUUAUCCAGCCGCUCGCCAGUCCGGGAGCGGAUCCAAUCCGGACUCUAUUUCCCAGAAGGCCUCGGGGCCUCUGAAGCGACCUGUCUGGUCCUCAGCGUCUUGGCGGCCGGUGGUGGAGCAAGAGCUGCGAGUCCGUCCGUGGCGCUGCCUGCGCGUUUACCUGAGUCUCCGCUGGAACUCCUCUCACCAGCGCACCUCAUUCCGACCCUAUCCCGGUGGAGAGCGGCGCCAACCCGAGCCUUGCCUCUGAUUAGGCGUCCGCCAAAGCCGGCACGCCCCUUCACAUCUCGCGACUCGGCAACGAGCCGUUAGGGCUGCCGUCGCCCCGUCGCCAUGGCGCCCACCAUUCAGACCCAGGCCCAGCGGGAGGAUGGCCACAGGCCCAAUUCCCACCGGACUCUACCUGAGAGGUCUGGAGUGGUCUGCCGAGUCAAGUACUGCAAUAGCCUUCCUGACAUCCCUUUUGACCCCAAGUUCAUCACCUAUCCCUUCGACCAGAACAGGUUCGUCCAGUACAAGGCAACUUCCUUGGAAAAACAGCACAAACAUGACCUCCUGACUGAGCCAGACCUGGGGGUCACCAUCGACCUCAUCAACCCUGACACCUACCGCAUCGAUCCCAAUGUACUCCUAGAUCCAGCUGAUGAGAAGCUUUUGGAAGAAGAGAUUCAAGCUCCCACCAGCUCCAAGAGAUCCCAGCAGCAUGCAAAGGUGGUGCCGUGGAUGAGGAAGACAGAGUACAUCUCCACUGAGUUCAACCGUUAUGGCAUCUCCAAUGAGAAGCCUGAGGUCAAGAUUGGGGUUUCUGUGAAACAGCAGUUUACAGAGGAAGAAAUAUACAAAGACAGGGAUAGCCAGAUCACAGCCAUUGAGAAGACUUUUGAGGAUGCGCAAAAAUCGAUCUCUCAGCAUUACAGCAAGCCCCGAGUGACACCUGUGGAGGUCAUGCCUGUCUUCCCAGACUUUAAGAUGUGGAUCAACCCAUGUGCUCAGGUAAUCUUUGACUCAGACCCUGCCCCCAAGGACACAAGUGGUGCAGCUGCAUUGGAGAUGAUGUCUCAGGCCAUGAUCAGAGGUAUGAUGGAUGAGGAAGGGAACCAGUUUGUGGCCUACUUCCUGCCUGUGGAAGAGACAUUAAAGAAACGAAAACGGGACCAGGAGGAGGAGAUGGACUAUGCUCCAGAUGAUGUGUAUGACUAUAAGAUUGCUCGGGAGUACAACUGGAAUGUGAAGAACAAGGCUAGCAAGGGCUAUGAGGAAAACUACUUCUUCAUCUUCCGAGAGGGUGAUGGGGUUUACUACAAUGAACUGGAGACCAGGGUCCGCCUGAGUAAGCGCCGGGCCAAGGCUGGGGUUCAGUCGGGUACCAAUGCUCUGCUUGUGGUUAAACACCGGGAUAUGAAUGAGAAGGAAUUAGAAGCCCAGGAGGCACGUAAGGCCCAGCUGGAGAACCACGAACCCGAGGAGGAAGAGGAAGAGGAGAUGGAGACAGAAGAGAAAGAAGCUGGGGGCUCAGAUGAGGAACGAGAGAAGGGCAGCAGCAGUGAGAAGGAAGGCAGUGAGGACGAGCGCUCAGGCAGUGAGAGUGAACGAGAAGAGGCUGACAGGGAAGAGGCAAGCGACAAGAGCGGCAGUGGCGAGGACGAGAGCAGUGAGGAUGAGGCCCGGGCAGCCAGGGACAAAGAGGAGAUCUUCGGCAGUGAUGCAGAUUCGGAGGACGAUGCUGACUCUGAUGAGGAGGACAGAGGCCGGGCCCGUGUCAGUGACAAUGACUCAGACAGUGGCAGUGAAGGAGGUGGCCAGAGGAGCCGCAGCCAGAGCCGGAGCCGUAGUGCCAGUCCCUUCCCCAGUGGCAGUGAGCACUCAGCCCAAGAGGAUGGCAGUGAAGCCGCAGCUUCUGAUUCCAGUGAAGCCGACAGCGACAGUGACUGAGGUCCAAGGCCUUUGGGCUGGUGCAGCCAGGAUUGGUAUGCACAGGAAGGCACUUUUUGAGUGGUCUAUUUGUGAGCCCUUUGAUUUGUUUGUUUCCCUUCCCUCCUCCAAACCUUUGCUGUUAAUAAAGCCAACUUCUCUUUA
Messenger RNA from Manis javanica (Malayan pangolin), 2116 nucleotides. It is a transcript of the gene PAF1, whose product is annotated as PAF1 homolog, Paf1/RNA polymerase II complex component. Gene Ontology annotation, molecular function: RNA polymerase II complex binding; chromatin binding. Gene Ontology annotation, biological process: transcription elongation by RNA polymerase II. Lineage: Eukaryota; Metazoa; Chordata; Mammalia; Pholidota; Manidae. Gene Ontology annotation, cellular component: Cdc73/Paf1 complex. The record is from RefSeq and is a predicted model, not a curated record.